UUUUUUUGACAUAAAAUAAAAAUUUUUAUUUGAAAAGAGACAGCGUGCAAUAACUUGAGUGUGACACACGACGCGAGUUUGUGAUGAUUCAUAUAUAUUUAUAUUGAAGGGGAAAAGACAAGAAGUAUUUGCAGAGAAACAAUCAGAAAGCAGUUGUGAGUUGUUGAUUCAGUGUUGAAAUUGCUGCAAUGGAGUCUCGGAAAGUCGUCGGUUUCGUUGGUUUGGAUGAAUUGGGAUUGCAGAUGGCGUCGUUGCUCGUUCGCCAUGGCUACGCUGUUCAAGCUUUCGAGAUAGGUGAUCCCAUCUUAGAAGAACUCGUGAAGCUUGGAGGAACUAGGUGCGCAAGCCCUUUGGAAGCAGGGAGAGGUGUAGCAGCUUUAGUUGUCCUAAUAUCUCAUGUGGAUCAAAUUAAUGAUCUGAUUUUUGGUGACGAGGGUGCUUUGAAAGGUCUAAAGCCAGAUACAGUCCUUAUUCUUCGUUCAACCAUAUCACCAUCAGUUUUACAAAAACUGGAGAAGGAUCUUGAAGAAAUUCAUGAGAUAGCUUAUGUCGUUGACGCUUAUGUCUCUUAUGGGAGGUCUGAUGCUUUGGUUGGAAAAGUCACUAUUGCAUCAUCUGGAAGAUCAGAUGCCAUUGCAAGAGUACAGCCUAUUCUUUCAGCUAUGUGUGAAAAGCUUUUCACUUUUGAGGGUGAAGUUGGUGGCGGCAGCAAGGUUAAAAUGGUUGCUGAGAUGCUGGAAGGAAUUCAUUUCAUUGCUUCAGUGGAGGCAGUCUCUCUUGGUGCAAAAGCUGGAAUUCAUCCAUGGAUAAUCUAUGAUAUAAUUUCCAAUGCUGCUGGAAAUUCGUGGAUAUUCAAGAACAAUAUUCCUCUGUUGUUAAAGGGAGAGGUUAAACAUCAAAUUCUAAACAGUUUUGCUAAGGAGUUGGAAAUCAUUUUGGAUAUGGCCAAGUCACUAACUUUUCCACUUCCACUGUUGGCUGCUACUCAUCAACAACUUAUUCACGGGGUUUCACAUGUUUGUUAUAAUGAUGAUGAUGAUCCAGCAUUAAUUAAGGUUUGGGAAAAGGUUUAUGGGGUGAAAAUUUCAGAUGCUGCAACUGCAGAUGCAUAUAACCCUGAACAACUGGCAUCUGAAUUCACUACUGAUUCUAAGACUGUGAGACGCAUUGGUUUUAUUGGCCUUGGAGCUAUGGGAUUUGGCAUGGCAACUCAUUUGGUGAAAUCAAAUUUCUGUGUUGUUGGUUAUGAUGUGUAUGAACCAACUCUAGUUCGAUUUGCAAAUGCUGGUGGCUUGGUUGGAAAUUCUCCUGCAGAAGUGAGUAAAGAUGUUGAUGUUCUGAUAAUCAUGGUUGCCAACGAAGCUCAAGCAGAGAACGCUUUAUAUGGAGAACAUGGUGCAGUUUCAGUUCUUCCUCCUGGAGCAUCAAUUGUUCUUUCUUCUACUGUUUCUCCAGCAUAUGUGAGUCAGCUAGAGCGCAGAUUGCAUAAUGAAGGAAAGAAUUUAAAGUUUGUGGAUGCCCCUGUUUCUGGAGGUGUUAUGAGGGCCUCAAUGGGAGAUCUUACGAUAAUGGCUUCAGGAACUGAUGAUGCUCUUAAGAGUGCUGGUUUAGUGUUAUCAGCCUUGAGCGAAAAGCUUUAUGUUAUCAAAGGUGGCUGUGGUUCUGGGAGUGGUGUAAAGAUGGUUAACCAACUGCUUGCCGGAGUUCAUAUUGCAUCAGCUGCUGAGGCAAUGGCAUUUGCAGCACGAUUGGGUUUGAAUACUAGACUGCUGUUUGAUUUUAUUACAGUUAGUGGUGGAACAUCCUGGAUGUUUGAAAAUCGUGUCCCACACAUGCUAAACAAUGAUUACACACCUUAUUCAGCACUUGAUAUCUUUGUUAAGGACCUGGGAAUUGUUACUCGUGAAUCAUCUUCUUUGAAAGUUCCACUGCACCUAUCGACUAUUGCUCACCAACUGUAUCUGUCAGGUUCAGCUGCUGGUUGGGGACGGAAAGAUGAUGCUGGUGUGGUAAAGGUUUAUGAGACACUAACUGGUGUUAGAGUUGAAGGAAAACUGCGGGCUCUUAAGAAAGAUGUUGUGUUGCAUUCUCUUCCACCUGAGUGGCCCCAAGAUCACGUUCUUGAUAUACAAAGGGAAAUAGAAAGCAAUUCAAAAACUUUGGUUGUUCUAGAUGAUGAUCCAACAGGAACACAAACUGUUCAUGAUAUUGAAGUUUUAACUGAAUGGACUAUUGAUUCACUGGUAGAGCAAUUUAGAAAAAGUCCAAAAUGCUUUUUCAUUUUGACAAACUCCAGGUCACUGAGUUCUGAGAAGGCUAGUAUAUUGAUAAAAGAGAUUUGCAAAAAUCUAGACAGUGCAGCAAAAUCUGUUGACAGCAUUGAUUACACAGUAGUUUUGAGGGGAGAUUCAACUUUGCGUGGUCAUUUUCCAGAGGAACCAGAUGCUGUCAUUUCAGUAUUGGGUGAAAUGGAUGCAUGGAUAAUUUGUCCCUUUUUUCUUCAAGGAGGCCGUUACACUAUUGAAGAUAUACAUUUUGUUUCUGAUUCUGAUACGCUUGUUCCUGCUGGGGACACAGAGUUUGCCAAAGAUGCUGCCUUUGGCUAUAAAUCUUCAAAUCUACGUGAUUGGGUAGAGGAGAAGACAAAUGGCCGAAUUCUUGCAAGUAGUGUUGUAUCUAUUUCAAUCCACCUUUUGAGGAAAGGGGGGCCAGAUGCAGUUUGUCAACAUCUAUGCAGUUUGCAGAAGGGAUCAAUAUGUGUAGUUAACGCAGCUAGUGAAAGAGACAUGGCUGUAUUUGCACUUGGAAUGAUCAGGGCAGAAUUGAUGGGAAAACGUUUCUUGUGUCGCGCUGCUGCUAGUUUUGUUUCUGCCCGGAUUGGAAUCAUCUCCAAGCCUCCAGUAUUGCCAAAGGAUAUAGGAAUAGUUAGAGAAAGAAAUGGUGGUUUGAUAGUUGUGGGAUCAUAUGUUCCAAAAACAACAAAGCAGGUUGAAGAGCUUAAACUACAAUGUGGUCAGUUCUUAAGAAGCAUUGAGGUAUCUGUUGAAAAAGUUGCAAUGAGAUCUAUUGAGGAGCAGGAGGAGGAAAUCAGUAGAACAGCUGAAUUGGCAGAUGUAUAUCUUAAAGCUCAUAAAGACACUCUUAUAGUGACUAGUCGAAAUCUCAUAACUGGAAAAACUGCCUCUGAGAGUUUGGAUAUUAACUUUAAAGUGAGUUCUGCGCUGGUGGAAAUAAUGAAAAGAAUAACAACAAAACCUCGCUAUAUAAUUGCAAAGGGUGGUAUUACAUCAUCAGACCUUGCUACUAAAGCCCUUGGUGCAAGAUGCGCCAAGAUUGUCGGACAAGCACUUGCUGGUAUUCCCUUGUGGCAAUUAGGCCCUGAAAGUAGACAUCCUGGAGUUCCUUACAUUGUCUUCCCUGGUAAUGUUGGCGACAGCAAAGCAUUGGCAGAAGUGGUGAAGUCUUGGACUUGUCCUAUCAGACUUUCAUCAACAAAAGAUAUUCUUAAAAAUGCAGAAAAGGGUGGAUAUGCUGUUGGAGCAUUUAAUGUCUAUAAUUUGGAAGGGGUUGAGGCUGUUGUUUCUGCUGCAGAGGAAGAGCAGAGUCCUGCCAUACUACAGAUCCAUCCCGCCGCCUUGAAGCAAGGAGGAGUUCCCUUGGUUGCUUGUUGCAUUUCUGCUGCAGAGCAAGCCAGUGUUCCCAUUACUGUUCACUUUGAUCAUGGAACUUCAAAGCAAGAUCUUGUGGAAGCUCUUGAGCUGGGAUUCAGUUCGGUGAUGGUCGAUGGUUCAAAUCUUUCUUUCAAUGAAAAUGCUGCAUAUACAAAGUUUAUAUCAUUAUUGGCUCACUCAAAAGAUAUGUUGGUAGAAGCCGAGCUAGGAAGAUUGUCAGGGACAGAAGAUGAUUUGACAGUCGAAGAAUAUGAAGCCAAGCUAACAGAUGUUAAUAUGGCACAAAAAUUCAUUGAUGAAACUGGCAUAGAUGCUUUGGCAGUGUGUAUCGGUAAUGUGCAUGGAAAGUACCCAGCAAGUGGUCCAAAACUCAGACUUGAUUUGCUUAAGGAGCUGCAUGAUUUGAGCCAGAAGAAAGGAGUUUUUCUAGUGCUACAUGGCGCAUCAGGUUUGGGCGAAGAACUUGUUAAGGAAUGCAUAAAUCUUGGUGUUAGAAAGUUCAAUGUCAACACUGAAGUAAGGAAGGCAUACAUGGACUCCCUCAUUACUCCCAAGAAAGAUCUAGUUCAAGUUAUGGCUUCUGCAAAGGAAGCCAUGCAAGCUGUGGCUGCAGAAAAGAUGCGUCUCUUUGGUUCAUCCGGAAGGGCAUGAUUUUCUACAAGUUUAAUUACUCUCUAGGAUUGAAUCAUUGAUGACUUUCAUUGGUUGUCUAUCUGUAAAUAAUGUUCACAUCUUAAAAUCAAAAUAACCGAAACUUACUUCAUGUGCAAUAAAGAAACGUUAUCA
This is a messenger RNA of Lotus japonicus, 4457 nucleotides long. RefSeq lists its product as uncharacterized. Gene Ontology annotation, molecular function: zinc ion binding; NADP binding; oxidoreductase activity. Gene Ontology annotation, biological process: carbohydrate metabolic process. The coding region runs from base 189 to 4322 and encodes 1377 amino acids. The transcript has 43 exons. NCBI's taxonomy places the organism in Eukaryota, Viridiplantae, Streptophyta, Magnoliopsida, Fabales, Fabaceae. The record is from RefSeq and is a predicted model, not a curated record.